AUGUCUGAGAUGUAAUCCAAAAACAACACCAUCCGGGCGUCUUGUGCCGGCUUUGUUGGGACUUUAGUUUCUCGUGUGGGAACCCCAUCGCUUCUUGCAGCCACUGAUUUGUUGGCGAAGAUCAUCCCUCAGCUGAUUGCCUUCUGUAGAGAUUCGAAUCCACAAGUACGAAUGCAUGGAAAACAAACACUUGUAAGCUUAAGCCAGGAUCCUACAUUCGAAAAACAGCUAAAGAAAAGUGUUAGCGAUUCUGAAUUCCGAGCAGUAAAGGAAAUCUUAGAUGACAUUGGGAAAAAGGGUGGCCUUGAUUCCUUGGAUAGUACGAGCAUUUCAUUAUCAUCUUCCCUAUCUCGAACAGGUAGUAUGCGAAAAGCUGUGCAGAGGAAACUGCCUGAUAAUGUCCAACUCGACCUCGAUGAGAUUAAAGCCGACCUUACUGCGGCUGGAUGGGAAAGACGUAUUGGUGGCCUAAAACGGUUCUUGGAAAUGACCAUAUCAACUCCAAAAGCAAUCGCCAGCGAUACGAAGCUGAUGGAAGCGUUUAUCGGACGAUUGAACGAUAUCAAUAGCAAAGUUUCUUUAGAAGGCCUUGACACCUACUUAGCAUCUCUACCUAUUCUCAGCAAGAUGUACUCGACGGAGGCACACUUGAAGGCCGUUCUAAAUCAACUCAUUCUCGCCCUCAUGUCACAUUUAUCGAGCAAAAGUGAAGAUCAUCGUACGACAGCACAAAAAUGUUUACACGAUUCGAUUGUGCAAAUUGGUUAGUU
Molecule: messenger RNA, 770 nt
Organism: Strongylus vulgaris
Lineage: Eukaryota; Metazoa; Nematoda; Chromadorea; Rhabditida; Strongylidae
Source: the annotation of a GenBank genome assembly